UCUUGAUUGAAAUAUGUGAUUUGCUGAUUUCUCUGUUAUAAUAUUCUAUGCACUGUACAUUUAUACAACAACUCCAUUUUCAUUUCAUUUCAUUUACACGAUCAAAAGUCAAAAAAGGAUUCAAUCCGCGUCUACAAAGAUGCUCUAGUCGUUAGGGUUUUCCGUUCCUUGACCUUCUCUCCGUUUCAAUUUCUGGGUAUUUCUCAAAUAUUUCAAAGGUCGCAGCUUUUCAGAGGAGGUUCUUGUUUUCACUUCAAAUUUAGAGUCUUUUGUUCAAACACGCUUCUGGGUUGUGUUAAUUUGAAGUAAAAGUGCUCGGUGAGUUUUGGGGUUUUGCAAAGUAUGGUUCUUGGCUUUGAUUGUAGGGAGUAGUUAGUCAAGCAAGAGGAACACCUUGGCUUGCUUUGGAAAAGUUGUUAAUAGCUCAUAAUUUGAGAGGUUUUAGUUAAGAUAUCGGGGUUGUUGGUGAUGAUGGUGGUGAUUCAUGGGCAGUAGAACAGUGAAUAUUGGUGCAGAAAAUGGUAAUAAAGCUGUGAGGGGGAUGCCGAGCUACGUUCCUGCAAUACCCACUUCCAAUUCAAUUGGCACAGAGGCAAACGCCAUUCAUUCUUCUCGAAUUUCUGAUUUCGGAACACUUGGGCAAACUCUUGGAUUUCGCAUAGAGGAUGCUGUUAACCUUAGCAGAAAUCCUGUCUUUAAUCAAAUAAAGUCAAAUAGUCAGCCCGUAGCUGCCAAUGUCCAAUUUAGUUCUCUGAAUAAGGCACUUGCAUCUGCAGACGCCAAUCUGUCUGUGUCCAUUGUGGGGUCCCAGGUGCUACCACUACAAAAGGAUCCAGUGUCAAAUCUUACAUCAGUAUCUGGUAGUCAUAGAGAGAACUGGGCCGAGUCCAAUAUGGCAGAUGCCAGUCCAAGAACUGAUACUUCAACAGAUGACACAGAUGAUAAGAAUCAAAAGUUCGAGCGAGGUCAGGGGACUGCUGUAAUGGCCUCUGAUUCAAGUGAAAGAUCAAAAGAUAAAACAGAUCAGAAGACAUUGCGCAGGCUUGCACAAAAUCGUGAAGCUGCAAGAAAAAGCCGGUUAAGGAAAAAGGCAUAUGUGCAGCAACUAGAGAGUAGCCGGCUGAAGCUGACACAACUUGAGCAAGAGCUGCAGCGAGCUCGUCAGCAGGGAAUAUUUAUUUCAAGUACAGGGGAUCAAUCUCAUUCAAUGAGUGGAAAUGGUGCAAUGGCAUUUGAUGUUGAAUAUGUAAGGUGGCUGGAAGAGCACAACAAGCAGAUAAAUGAGCUUAGGGUUGCUGUGAAUUCACAUGCUGGUGAUACUGAACUUCGGACAAUUGUUGACAAUGUCGCGGCACACUAUGAAGAUAUUUUCAGGCUGAAAGGCAUUGCAGCAAAAGCUGAUGUUUUCCACAUUUUAUCAGGAAUGUGGAAGACACCAGCAGAGCGCUGUUUCUUGUGGAUUGGUGGCUUCCGUUCAUCAGAGAUUCUUAAACUUCUUGCGAAUCAAUUGGAGCCUCUAACCGAGCAACAGUUGAUGGGCAUUUACAACCUGCAGCAAUCAUCCCAACAGGCUGAAGAUGCUCUGUCACAAGGAAUGGAAGCACUGCAACAAUCUCUGGCUGAGACAUUGGCCAAGGGCUCACCAAACCCAUCGGGAUCAUCUGAACAGGUAGCAAACUAUAUGGGUCAAAUGGCCAUGGCUAUGGGAAAACUAGGGACACUUGAGGGGUUCCUUUCCCAGGCUGAUAAUCUGCGUCAGCAGACUCUGCAACAAUUACACCGUAUAUUGACAACAAGACAGUCAGCACGUGCCCUUCUUGCCAUCACUGACUAUUUCUCCAGGCUUCGAGCCCUCAGUUCUCUCUGGUUGGCAAGGCCACGAGAAUGAAGCCGAUACUUCCACUGUAUGAAUCAAUCAUCCAUACACAGUUUAAGUUCUCCCAAACAAAUGCGCCUAUUUGCAAAUUAGCUCAGUUGCUGCUCCCUUCCCGUCUUUGAUAGCCUUUCAGGAUGCAACUACAGCACAGCAGUGUCAACUUUGUUGUAUUUAUAGGUUUGUUUUGUCAGUUCUAACAUUACAUAUGCUUGUUCCAAGGUAUUGGAUGCUCAUUAUUACUUGAGUUGUAUAAUGAUGGUGCAAUAAUCCCAGGAUUAUGCUAAGAUGAACAAAGGAAAACAAUUGAAUAUGUAACAUAGAGCUAUCAAUUUGUACACCAUAAUUGACUUGAAGUAGGAUCAAAAUAGUCUGUUUAAAGGUUGUUCUGAUUUCCUCUUAGUACUAGUAUGUAAAGAUAUGUUUUUAUUGUAACAAAUUGCUUCCCUAAUCUUCCAUAUGGGUGGUAAUGACUAAAAACAAAAGAAAAGA
Messenger RNA from Rubroshorea leprosula, 2365 nucleotides. The record is from the annotation of a GenBank genome assembly. NCBI's taxonomy places the organism in Eukaryota, Viridiplantae, Streptophyta, Magnoliopsida, Malvales, Dipterocarpaceae.